Pimephales promelas (fathead minnow) is the source of this 1386-nucleotide messenger RNA. It is a transcript of the gene gjb9b, whose product is annotated as gap junction protein beta 9b. NCBI's taxonomy places the organism in Eukaryota, Metazoa, Chordata, Actinopteri, Cypriniformes, Leuciscidae. The record is from RefSeq and is a predicted model, not a curated record. Gene Ontology annotation, molecular function: gap junction channel activity. Gene Ontology annotation, biological process: cell-cell signaling. Gene Ontology annotation, cellular component: connexin complex.
GCUCUCCAAAAAAAUCAAGUCUGUCCUGAAUGUCAAACAGGAAGAACUUUUCCAUUUGAUUCCAGUAUACACAAGCGUCAUAACUCUCAAACUCCAAAAGGACUCAUAUCUUGGUAUGACUUAGACACCUGCCAAAAUGAACUGGAUGUCUCUAGAAGUCCUGCUCGGCGGGGUCAGCCAAUACUCCACUGUGUUCGGCCGCGUCUAUCUAUCCAUAGUGUUCAUCUUCCGAAUCUUGGUGUUUGUGGUGGCUGUUCAACAGGUGUGGAAUGAUGAACAGAAAGACUUUGUCUGCAACACCGCCCAGCCGGGCUGUACUAACGUCUGCUACGACAAAUUUUUCCCCAUCUCCCACGUCCGUCUCUGGGCUCUGCAGAUCAUUUUCGUCACGUGCCCAUCUCUCAUGGUAGUGGCUCACGUAAAGUAUCGUGAAAAGAAGGAUGAGAAGUACGCCACUCUUCAUGAGGGUCAACACCUGUACGCCAACCCUGGGAGGAGGCGUGGAGGCCUGUGGUACACCUACAUACUCAGCCUGCUGUUUAAAGCUGGCUUCGAUGCAGGCUUCCUCUAUAUUUUGUACUACAUUUAUCAUUUCGACAUGCCAAAUGUUACCAAAUGCACUGAAGCGCCUUGUCCAAACACUGUUGACUGUUACAUCGCCCGUCCUACAGAGAAGAAAAUCUUCACCAUCUUUAUGGUGGUCUCCUCUUCUGUGUGCAUCUUCAUGUGUAUCUGUGAGAUAUUCUACCUGAUUAACAACAAAGUUCGCAAAUGCCUGCGCAGACGGAGAGACCAGAAUAUAGGGCUUAAGCGUAAAUACACAAGAGUGGAUCCAACAGCCUCAUCCAACCACAACAUCGCCAACUUGGAAAAGGCAAAAGCCGCAAAAGAUGAAAAGCAUUCAGGACCGACCUAGUAAUGGUCUGAACUCUGAUUCUGGAACAAGCAGGUGUGAUAAACGGUAGUGGACAUGUUGGAUCUUGGACAAUAAUGUAGAUAAUCCAACCAUGCCAAUACAUCAAAGGAAUAUUGCAUUUAAAAUAUUUUAUGGACAAUUACUUAUCUAUGAUAACUUCAGAGUGUCCUUUUUAAUUUGAAAUGAGAAGGUUAUUACGUUGGUAUUUUUGAGUCUCAUUCACUAAAGGAGCACACUGCUCCCUAGUGUACACAUAUAACAACAUGGUGAGAUGAGAACGCAUCUAUUCCUGUCCCUGGCCCAAUACAGUAAAUGAAAAAGUGUCCACACUUAUUUAAGUCUGAGAUCAACUACCAAACAUUGGGACUACAGCAUUCUUCAACUCAGACACCCUUAAAAGCCAGACAGAAGGCCAACUAACCAUGGGAACUGGGAUGUCUUUGUUCAAAAAAAAAAAAAAAAAAAAAAAA